GGAAAUUAUGCAUGCGUUAGGCAAGCUCUGAGAGAAUGGCUGUGGAAGCUCUCCACUGCAGUUUGAGUCCACGUGGUAUCGAUCACUCUGCCCGUGCCGAGAGUAUCAAAUUGCAAAUUGAAGGUAAAGGUGUUGAAUCUCAAUCCAUUGAAAACAAAAAGAUCCAGAAAGUGCUAGACCAAAAAGGAACCCCAACACGGCUGCAGGCAGACGCAGAGAUGGCUAAGUCUGCUACGGUGAAGCUGUCAAAACCAGUGGCACUGUGGACCCAGCAGGAUGUCUGCAAGUGGCUGAAGAAACAUUGUCCAAAUCAGUAUCAAAUCUACAGUGAGUCAUUCAAACAGCAUGACAUAACUGGGCGAGCCCUGCUGAGACUGACUGACAAAAAACUCGAGCGGAUGGGGAUUGGCCAGGAGAACCUCCGCCAGCACAUCUUACAACAGGUGCUCCAGCUGAAGGUGCGAGAAGAAGUCAGAAACCUGCAGUUACUCACACAAGCCUCAGCCGAGGGGUCUCCGUAAACACGGCGAGCCUUCUAAGCUGCUGUCCUGCCAGUUGAUAUGGAAAUGUCUCGUUCCUCACUGAACGAUAAACUCUUGACACUGCCCAAAGUGAUCCUUGGAGCACAUUGACACAUUAACCGGACUAACUGAAAAAAGACUCCCAUUCGGUCAAAAGGAUGGACUUUUGGUAAAAAUAGUAGUUUGCUGAGGCUUUUUAAAUGAGGUGCGUACGAUCCAGGGCCAACCUGCUCCAAGGAGUCGUCGGCAGACCAUUAGCUGGAAGAUUGCUUCCAGUUCUCAUCACUGUGCAUCACUCCAGUUCCCUCCGGGGCUCCGUCUGUGCCCUUCAGUACAAGUCCUGUCUGAGCAUGGCCACUCCUGGAUUAUUUUAUUAUGUGUGCAGAUGGCAUGAUGUUUUAGAAAAAAUAAGUACCGCAGUUCUGCGAUCUCAGUGGAAGUGUUCACAAUAUUAUGCCCUGGUAGGAAUGUAAACAUGUCUCGAUUGUGUAAGUUAUGAUGUCUAGAGAUACUCUGUCCAACUCCUUAAGCACUUUAUGUGAGAACACUCCAUGGAUGAAUUAGCACGUUCCGUACAUGUGAGAAAACAAGCCUUUUCUUUCUUUCUUCUUUUAAAUCUUGUCCGACUUCUGGCUCAGACUGUCCAAAACAAACCCCAUGACUAGCCACAGCCCUGUCGUCUGUGCUAGGUUAUGUAGAUACGGCCACAAUACUGUUAGACUUCACCUCUUGAUACUUUACUGAAGAACUGGAUUCCUUGUAUCACCAAGGGGCCGUAGAAGUGGGUCUGGUGGUUUCCAUCCCUUAGCCCUUGGUUCCUGGUACCUGUAAACCCCACCACAACCCCUGUGUCAUAAAAAUACUCAAACACAUGGGGCUUCUCUUUGGCCAAUGCACACAUUCUCUCUUUCUACAACAGAGUUAUUUCUGAGGGCCAAAGGGGUAGCCUUCUUUUGGCCGCUAGACAAAAGGCUGGAGGUCCAAGCCCACCCAGGGGUACCUCAGAAGAAAGGCCUGGCAACCCAUUUCCAGAAAACUAGCACAUUUUUCUACUCUGGUACCCAGGAAAUGGGGGGCUGGGGGGUUGCCAGGAGUCAGAGUCAGCUUGACAGCACCUGGCUUCCUUCAUUCCAAGACCAUCGUAAGUAGGUAGGUGGUAAAGGCAACAAGAUGAAGUUUCCCUGCAGGGUUUGACUCUGACGCUGUGGAGAGAAUUUUAGGUCAAGUUUAGAUCAUGACCCCAUGAAGGGAGAAAGCAGCAAGAGGCUCCACUGCACAUCCAGAGGAGGAAAGGGAUUCCAUUUGACCGUGGUUUCUCUCCUCGGUCUAAGCCCAACCAGGCUCCUGUUCGACCCACAAUGGAUUACUUUUAUAAUAGUCUUUCAAUAAAGCACAGUCUGGGA
Echinops telfairi (small Madagascar hedgehog) is the source of this 1924-nucleotide messenger RNA. RefSeq names its product sterile alpha motif domain containing 12 (gene SAMD12). The coding region runs from base 36 to 521 and encodes 161 amino acids. Gene Ontology annotation, biological process: cell surface receptor protein tyrosine kinase signaling pathway. Gene Ontology annotation, cellular component: cytoplasmic side of plasma membrane. Gene Ontology annotation, molecular function: protein binding. The record is from RefSeq and is a predicted model, not a curated record. The transcript has 5 exons. Lineage: Eukaryota; Metazoa; Chordata; Mammalia; Afrosoricida; Tenrecidae.